AAGUGACAGAGGAAAGAGAGAGAGAGAGAGAGAGUCCGAGUGUACGAGAGAAAGAGAGAGAGAGUCAGUGUGCAGAGGGAGAGAGUGAGUGUGUAUGUGUGUGUGUGUGUGUGUGUGAGAGAGAGAGAGAAAGAGAGAGAGAGAGAGAGAGAGAGAGAGAGAGAGAGAGAGAGGAAAAAAGAAAAAAAAGUUGGACAGAGUUUUGGACACAGUUUCACUUCGUGCUUGAAUCCGGAUUUGGAAGCAGUAAGAAACCUGAUUGGGGUUCAAUACAGCGCGAGCAGCUCUGUAAGGAGAAGAGAGGGAGAAAUUCAGAGGGAGGAAAAGAGAGAGAAGUGAUAAAGAGGAAGAAAGAGUGAAAAAAAGAAAAAGAGAAUGUGGCCUGGGUCUGUGUGCAGUGUCUGCAGACUGUGUGUGUUAUGGAGUGCUGUGCUGUCUGCUGUGUGUGUGUCCGGUGAGGACAAGGCUGAAAAAACACUGUCCGGUCGGCGUUCUCGACAGGUCGAGGAAGAAGUCCUUGAAGGUGUGUGGGGUUCAUGGGCUGAGUGGACGGAGUGUUCUCAGAGUUGCGGUGUGGGCGUGUCAGAGAGGCGGAGACAAUGCAUGCCACCACCUCAACCUCGGCACCAGAUUUGGACUGGGCCGGCCUACUUACCAUCUGGUGGCUCAAACCACGCCCCUGUGAUCUCUGCAGUGAGGCCGUACUAUCCCUCACUUUAUCCUGACAAUGAACCCCCUCCUUACGGUAGUGGGGGGCCUGAUAGACCACCAUUUUAUUCGCCCCCACUUCCACCCAACCAGAGUCCGGGAUUACCUCUCUAUCGUGACACAGCUGAAGGGGCGGGCCCAGAGCAACCCAAUCCCGCGCCUCCAUUCUACAGGCCAGAGUUCACACCAUCCAAUCAGCAGCCGGUUUCAAUUUACCGCUCACCUUCUUUCGCUGCCUCAUCUUCUUCUUCUUCUUCAUCUUCACCUUCGUACGGUCAACCAGCGAGAGGAUCUAGAAGGCCACCCAAUCAGGGGGCAGGACGAGUUGGAGGAGGCAGCGGACGGAGAUCUGUCUCUGCCAAUAGGGAUCCAUCGAGAAGGUCCAGUUCCUCUAUCCGCCCAGGGCAGUUUGGUUACGGCAGGGUUCCGUACUCUCUUCCCCUCCAUCGGCAAAAUCGGCACGCACGGCACACCCAACGCCACAGGAACACCACCACUGAUCCCCUAGAGGUCGAAGGUCAUGAUGCACCAAUUGAUACCGAAACAGAGAGUGAUAUACAAACAAAGAACACAGAGGAAACCACAGGGGAGAGACGAAAGGAGGAGGUGAGAGAGAGUAGAAAGAACGAUGGAAACCUGCUAACUGACUCUGGUACACCUAAGAAAGCGAAAGAAAGAGAGAGAUCCAUUACCCGCCGUGCCCCGCCCCCAUUCUCCUCCCCUCUCCAUCGGCCACACAAUCCACAAGACCUUCCCACUUACAGCCAGCACACACACAACCCCAGCACGUGGAACAAUCUCCAGGAGAGAGAGGCCGGACCGGGAUGGGCACCCCAGCUGCGCCGCCCGCCCCCCCUUCUGAACUACAGGUGCUCUGGGCAGGACAGGGAAAUCCGCAGGUGCACUGUACAGCCCUGUCCCGGUUCUCCGGUGGAUUCCAGAGCGGAGCAGUGCGCUGCGUUCAACAAUAAAGAGUUCAUGGGCCGAGUGUACGACUGGGAGCCAUUUACCGAAGUGGGCGUGGAGCAGCAGUGUGAGUUGACGUGUCGGCCGGUUGGUUAUCGUUUUUAUGUGCGUCAAGCAGAGAGAGUACGAGACGGAACACUGUGUGCCAACAGCACUCUUAAUGACGUGUGUGUGGGGGGACGCUGUCUGAGUGAGGGUUGUGAUGGCGUGUUGGGUUCAGGUUUGGUGCGUGACCGGUGUGGUGUGUGUGGAGGUGGAGAUGGGUCAUGUGAGCGGGUCACUGGGAGUUUUGAGAACAGCAGCGUUCCCCUGGGUUACCACAAGAUCAUGGACAUACCUCCCGGAGCUACUGCCAUCAACAUCACAGAGAGACGCCAAAGCCCCAACUACCUCGCAUUGCGAAGUGGCACGGGUCAAUCUGUGGUGAACGGGCGAUGGGCAGUGGAUCCUCCGGGUGAGUACGAGGCUGGAGGGACAACGUUUGUGUACAGCCGACCCCGAGGAGAUGAGAAAGGAGAAACACUGAGUGCAGCUGGACCAACAACUACGCAACUGCAGCUAUAUAUUAUUUUCCACAGACACAAUCCAGGUAUAGACUAUGAAUACUACAUUCCAGUGAAGCAGGGAAAAGAAAAAGUGAGAGAGUGGGAUGGAGGGAACGAACCUCUUCGAGAGAUCAGUCCUCUUGCAGUGGCUGUUGAAGACCCUCCCUCUCCUCCUGUCUCUUCUUCCUCAAAUUCUGCGACCCCAGAGAGGUGGACCCUGGAACGGCCCCGGGUACGGAGCUCAGGGUCCAACCGGAAUGCUCGAAUCCCACCUCGGACCGACAUCCCACUGGACAACCAACCUGUUUUCGUCUGGAGGAGGGGCAGAAUGACUGAGUGCUCUGCCACCUGUGGAAAAGGUUCUCAGUACAGAGAGAUUCUGUGUGUGAACAGACACACUGAUCAGGAGGUCCACGAGAAAAGAUGUGACUCAGCAGCCAAGCCGCUCCCAGAGGAAGAGCCAUGCAACAUCCAUCCCUGCCCACCAUUCUGGGAGAUGGGCUCGUGGUCUGAGUGCAGUGUGUCUUGUGGUUGGGGGCUGCAACAGAGGCAGCUGCAGUGCAGACAGAGUUUUGGAAACCGAUCCACCAUGGUCCACCCUCAGCGCUGUGCUGGACUGACAAGACCGAACUCCACCCAGACCUGCUUCCCCAGGGUCUGCUCCCGCUGGGAGAUCAGCUCCAACUGGAGCUCUUGUUCAGUGGACUGUGGUGUGGGUAAGAGAACACGCAAUGUCCGCUGUGUCAGUAAUUAUGGCAACGAGGUUAGCGAGGGGGAGUGUAAUGCCCGGCUCCGCCCACAGGGGAGUGAGGACUGUCACAUGGGGCCCUGCGUCACUAAUUGGUACUUUACCGACUGGACCAACACUUGCUCUGCGACGUGCGGUCCUGGAGUCCAGAGGAGAGAGGUGCUGUGUUUGACGAGAGGAGGAGGGCGUGGAGGGAAUGAUGGAGGGGAGUGUGUGGGGGAAAAACCUGCAGAUAUGAAGGCCUGCAAUGGGGGACUCUGCACUCCUACAGCUCUGUGGUACACUGGGCCCUGGGGACAGUGUAGCUCUCCUUGCGGAAAUGGAAAUCAGCGGAGAGAUGUUAUCUGUGUCCAGAAGAUGGGCAGUGACUUCACAGUGGCAGCUGCUAGCAAGUGUUCACACCUGGAUAAACCUUCACCUGUCCAGACCUGUGAACUCCAGCCCUGCAGGGCUCAGUGGUUCACUACAGAGUGGAGCACGUGUUCUCGUUCGUGUGGAAAGGGAUUACAGACGCGGGAGGUUCGCUGUGUCUCAGCUGAUAAGCAGCACAGCAUUGACUGUGAUCUUGAAAGCAAACCAGAGCAAGAACAGCUCUGCAACACACUGCCCUGCAGCCCUUUCCCAGAUGAGAACUGUUCGGAUCGUCGGCAUAACUGUAUGAUGGUGGUCCAGGCUCGUCUGUGUGUGUACUCUUAUUACAAAACAGCCUGCUGUGCCUCCUGCACUCAGAGCGCUCAGCGGGCCAAGCGACACUGACCUCUCCACAGGCCUGAGGUCAGAGAUCAGGCCAGCGUCACGCUGGGACCGGGACUCAUCCGCUGACAUCAAAUGCGGACAUCAUACGCUGAGCGGCUCACGUCUGGACCAGAAACCCAGACAUUAAGAAGUUUCCAGAGUUUUCUUGGUGCUUCAAUCCCAGACUGAGCUGGACCUGCCAAUCACAGCUAACCCAUCCCACCAUCCCUACCCACCCUGCAACACACUUAAAGACUCUUUCUUAAGGAGACAACCUUUUUUAUGACCAAAUAUGCCUUUAAAUGUUUUAAAAAAGCACUAAUCUUCUUUUCCAGCUCUGUCUGUGGGAAAUUUUUAGGUAAAGUAAACAUGAAAAACCAAAAUGUAGGAUCAUGUGCCCCUUGCAUUUGAUUAUCCUGUUUAUGAGUUCAUUAAUGCUUCAUAUUGAAUAAUGAUGAUGAGGUAGGAGGUACAGACUGUUGUUUCGUUUGUAUCUGUAGUUGGAAUUUGUUGCUUAGUGUAAAACACUUUUUUACGUGGUUCCUUUAGACUGAUUUAUAUAGGCCACUUCACAAAGUGAGCUUUUUAUUUAAAGAUUCGUCCGCUGUAGUUUGGUUGGAAGAGUCAUUAUGUGAGGAAUUCUAUGGACAUUUCAAGUCAUUGUACGUUUCAAAUGAGGUUAUAAAAGAGCCCAUAAAAAAGCAUAAAGUAAUCAACAGAAUUGACAAAUUGAUUUUAUCAUCAUUCUGUAGGUGCUAAUAACAAGCUGUUACUGUUACAUUGUUGCUUCUUCUAAAGCUUAAGGUAAACCUCUUAAACUCUGCAGAGCCACUGAUGGUUUCUUUAUUAUUACCUACUGGUAUAACUUAACCACAACUCAACUCAGCCAGUUUGCAUUGCUUUGCAUGUAUUUAGCAAACAGCAAUCCUAUCCUAUCCUAUAUUAAACGUAAUAUGGAAUAAAUGGGGUUAAAGCAGUAUUAUGUGAGAAUUGGUAUGGCUUGCCCCAUGAGCUUCCUUACAAUUAAAAGGUAUACAGACCUAAUCACACCAAAAAUAUUUUUUUCCCGAUGGAAUAAACAGAUAUAACUUUUGAUACAAGUUUGUAUUUGGAUUUGAACUCUGCUCCGGAUAAGAUGAGCUCUGAUUGGUCAACCUAAUUUUAACAGCCACACAACACUGAAAAAAGAGCCGACUCAUUAAAAAAAUAUAGGACAGAACUGCUACUAAAAAGUAAAAGAAACAUGUGGACGGACUUGUUCAGUAACAUGACUGUGGUUAUGCAUCUCUUGAAAGCAGUGUCAUGCCCACUUCACUAGAGUUACAUAGCGCAGGUCAUGCAUCAAAAUUACAGUACUUAAAAGCUAUUGGAACAAUGCUACGUAAUGCUGCUUUAACUAAACUUUCAACACCCAGUAAAAAGGAUUUCUUGUGUUUAUGGUAUUUCUUCAAUACAGAGUUCGAUAGCUCACUGUGAGUCCCCUGCUGCAAGGCUGUAAGCUACUGUAAGCUGUCCCCAUUCGACCCUUAUACACAAACACACAAACAUACACACACACUGAUGGCUUCCACCGUCUCGUGUGUAAUAGCUGCACUCUUUCUAACUGCAACAAUAGCAAGCUACUCUUUUGUACUAAGAAACGUUCUCAGAACACUUGUAUACAAGACUGAUAUGCAUGUAGACAGUAGUCUCUUAAUGAACACAAUCUCGUGUGGAUGUGUGAUGUGUUCAGUGUAGGAAUGCGUCACUUAAUAUGAACAGGACAGGAUUUGAUUAUCUGUCAUAAACUUGUUAUAUAUGUUUAUGUGUGUGUAUAUGUGUGUGUGUGAGUUUUUGUUUGUGUAUAUUUGUGUGAUACACAAUACAGAAUAUAUUGUUUUGUAUGUGCUACAUGUUUUAUGUGUGUGUGAGAGAGAGAGAGAGAGAGAGAGAGUGUAGAUACUUUGUGUGUAUAGUGCCAUAAUCAGACAGUAGCAAAUACCCUUUAGAAAAAAACAACUAUACUUUUAUAUUAAAGAAAAAAGAAAAGAAAUAGUUAUUUAUCUAUGAUUCUUAAAAAAAACAGAUAAUUUAUUUUUUUCUUUUUAAAUGAAGCAAUAGAUAAAUGCUCUUCUUACUGUUUGGAAGUUUUUUCAGAACAUGUUCAGUAAGAAGUUUAUUAGGGGUUUGUCAUUAAAAACACACAUGGGUACAAAUGUCAUUAUAGUACUCAAAAUAAAUAAACUUUGAAUGACAAAG
This is a messenger RNA of Astyanax mexicanus (Mexican tetra), 5940 nucleotides long. RefSeq names its product ADAMTS-like 4 (gene adamtsl4). Gene Ontology annotation, cellular component: extracellular matrix. The record is from RefSeq and is a predicted model, not a curated record. NCBI's taxonomy places the organism in Eukaryota, Metazoa, Chordata, Actinopteri, Characiformes, Acestrorhamphidae. The coding region runs from base 376 to 3723 and encodes 1115 amino acids. Gene Ontology annotation, molecular function: metalloendopeptidase activity. The transcript has 17 exons. Gene Ontology annotation, biological process: extracellular matrix organization.